Symbiodinium sp. CCMP2592 is the source of this 1830-nucleotide messenger RNA. NCBI's taxonomy places the organism in Eukaryota, Dinophyceae, Suessiales, Symbiodiniaceae. The record is from the annotation of a GenBank genome assembly.
AUGGGCACCUCGGGUAAGCGAUCCGGUGAAGAAGGUCGACCGAAGAUCCGCGUGAAGGGCAAAUCCGCCCCGGUUCCGGAAGUGAAGAGGGAGAAGGUUAAGAAAGAGAAGAAAGAGAAGAAAGAGAAGAAGGCUGCCGAAGAGCAGCCGGAGGCCGUGGUGGAGCCGAGGUCCAAGCGCCCGAAGACGUCUACGUCUCUGGCUCUUGUGCCAGCAGCACGGAGCGAUGCCAGUCCCAGCGAGCCUUCAACCCCGGCGGAGAAAAUCCGCCAUGGGAUGUCGUCCCCUUCGGCAUCCCAACGUGCUCACGUGGAGGCGCUCAUGGAGGUGAAGAAGGCGGCGGCUGCUGCGAAUAUGAGCGUGGAGGAGUACUUGACCGCCCAGUCCGGGAAGCAGCUGGAGGAUCGUUUGGAGGCAGCUGCAUCGCAGGAUGAAGACGGUGGGGAGGAUUCCUCCGAUGCCUCGGAGGCAUCAGCCGAGGAGUCCGACGAGGCGGAACAGAGCAGCGCCGCCUCUGACUCCGACUCCGAUGAUGCGGGGUCGGACGGCAGCGCGGGGGACGGCAGCGAGGCGUCGGACGAGGACGAGGCAAGCGAUGACAUCGACGGCGAGCCCAUGGACUCAGAUGAGGAGGAGAUCUUGCCAAAGCAGACGGCCAACAGCAAGCCUCCGACCACGGUGCCCAAGGUGGAGAAAGAGAUGAAGGACAAGACGGGCAAGACGGAGAAGAGGACCAAGGAUGAGAGAACGGAGAAGACGGGCAAGGCAGAGAAGGCCCCCAAGGUUGACAAGCAGAACAAGACGGACAAGGAAUCCAAAAAGAAGACGGCCGAGGCAGAGAAGGCCCCCAAUGAGACGGUCGAGGCAGAGAAGGCCCCCAAGGUUGAGAAGCUCCAGCCGAAGGUUGCCAAAGAGAUCGGCAAGGCCAUGGUCCUAGCCGAGCAGACGACGCAGCAGGGAGUUGUUGCGUUGUGUGAUGCCAACAGCAAGACGCACAAAAACGAGUGGAACCAGUUCAGCAGACAAUGCUUGGACAAGAAAAAGUGUACAACAUCAAUGGCAGCACAUGUGGAACGAAACAAGCUCGAUAUGUUUCGUAGAUGGCUUGAAUGCGGGGGCGAUUGGGAGAAGGUCAGCCUGGAAAUGGAGAGAAGGGCCGAGAACAGUACACUUGCUAGAAAAGAACGCCAGGGAAUGAAAAAGCGCGACAUCCUGAAGAAGUAUCCUGAGGAGCUACUCCUGAUUGCAAAGCUGCUCGCAAAAAAGAUGUUCGAAGAGGAUGAAGACUUUCCUGGAGACGAAGACGAGUACUACUUUUACGUGAAUGCUGGCUCGAAGGUGCGGAAGGAGAACCGCACGAGUGAGGCCCUGCAACUCAAGGUGCGGGACACUGCACCCAACCAAGGGCUCGUGGAUGCUCUGACGUCCGAGGGCGGGAUUUUGGGAGCUGGAGCGCUUGCGGCCCCCGAGAAUAUGAGCGAGGAGGGCUCCAAGAACCUGCUGGACAGCUUGUGCAAGGAGGGUGUUGCCAAGGCCAAGCCACCAAAGGUGAAGGAUGAGGCCGGUACCGAGAAGCGCAUGCAGGACAUUUUGAACGAGAGCACGGCCGCGCGCAAAUUCUCGAUAGCUCUCAAGCACGUGGAGUACUCGGGAGAUUUGGUGAAGGAUCUCACCAAACACAACAGCAAGCUUGAGGACAUCUACGCCAAGUUGCAAGAACUCAAAAAACGCGGUGUGAAAAAGGACAAGGAGUAUGUGAAGUUCUACGCCAUCGUGGACCACAUGCACGAAUGGUACAAGAAAGCCGAGGAGAGUGUGGGAGUGGUGUGA